UCUUUAAUGGAAGGGGAUAACUACAUUUGAGGACGACCGUACAUUGAAAUUGACGGAGAUACUGAACACGUCCAGCAGGCGGCAGUGAAGCGAUAAAACGACUGAGCCGCAGCUAAACAGCGCAGAAGAAGAAGAGGAAACCAACAUGGCGUCCGUCAACAGUGAUGAGUGGAGAGCUAUCUGCGACAAAUUCACCAACGCCCAAAACCUGACAGAUGUAGAAUCACGGAAUGACCCAGAAAAUGACCCGUACCGCUCCAAAUACAAGGCCAGGGAGCUCCUCAGAGAGAUAUACUGCUCGCUCAAGAGUUUUGAUGCCGGCGAAGGCGAAGAGGAGAGCGGCGGAGAGAGCGGCGAGCAGCCCCCGACAGAGCAGCCGGUGGACGGGCAGAGGGAGGACGGCUUCGGUCAGGGCUUCAGCGGGGACUCGCCAGCCGGGAUGCGGGCCGCUAAACUCGGGGCUGUGGAGUAUUACCUGGGCGUCAACCACGUCGACACGGAGGAGCUGUCAGCCGGACAGGAGCAUCUGAUGAACUGCAUGAAACUGCUGGAGAGGUGCCGAGUGUCGUCCGAGAAUGUGUCGCUGUUUAUUCAUGUCAAGAACCAGCUGGGCAUCCUGUGGGCAGGCCGGGAUGAGACGGAGAUGGCUCAGGGCUUCCUUGAAACUGCAGAAUCCAUGUACCAACGUUACAUGAAGGAGGAUGGCAGUCCUCCCACUGAUAUGACAGAAUACUUCACUAGUGAGGAGAACCUGCUGACACACCAGGAAAGGACCAAAAGGUUUGAGUUGGCCUACACUCAUACCAUGUACUACCUUGCUCAAGUUUAUAAAAACCUUGGGCAAACUGAGCGUGCUGCCACCUACUGCCACAGUACACUGCAGAGACAGCUACAGUUAAACCAGUUCAGCCCAAUGGAGUGGGCUCUGAAUGCUGCAACACUCUCACAAUAUUAUAUCACAAAGGGUCGAUACAUGGAAGGCAGACAUUGCCUCUCAGCAGCUACUGUCAUAUCAGGUUUGGCAGGGGAAGUUCCCUCUGAGGCUGCUGCUCAGGAGAGUGAGACAGAGAGCGAACGCAGGGAACAUCUCAGACAGAAGCGAGCCGAGAUUGCGAGAUGUUGGAUCAAAUAUUGUCUCAACCUCCUGCAGGACUCCAAGAAGCUGCUAGAGGACAACAUUGGGGAGCUGGAUACUGAUCGUCAAGAUGAGUUGAAGAGAGCGAGAAGACGUGAGGAGGAAGAGGAAGAGAAGGGCAGGAAGAGUGCUCUGCUUUUUGGCUCUGAGGACACUUUUGACUCCAUUGCUAGCCUGGAAGAGAAGGUGCUUUGUUUGUUCCCAUUGGACUUCACUGAGGCCAGAUCUGUGUUUCUCGUAGGACAGAAUUAUGUCACACAGGCCAAGGAGUACUUUCAGAUGGAUGGCUAUGUGACAGACCACAUAGAGAUCUUGCAGGAUCACAGCUCUCUGUUUCGAGCGCUGGCUUUCUUUGAAGAGGAUCUGGAGCGACGCUGCAAAAUGCACAAACGACGAGUUGACAUGCUGGAACCAAUCUGCAACGAUCUGAAUUCCCAGUACUACCUAUUGAUCCGCAGACAGUUAAUGUUUGAGUUGGCUGAGACCUACAAUGAAAUGAUGGACUUGAAGCUGACGCUGGCCAACAGACAGGCCGAUACACAGUCUCUAGAUAACCACACUAUUAAGAAAUUCAACAAUCUCUGCUCUGCCUCUGCCAAAUACUUCCAGAUGUUCCUAGACUCUCUGUGUUCUCCAGAAGGGAAGUUUCCAGAAGUCCUGGAGGAGGAGGUGCUCCGACCAGCUCUGGUUGCUCGCUUCAGAGUGGCCCGACUGCACAGCCGACUGAUCAGCUCUGUGCCUCCUAUUCAGCUGGAAAACCUCAACAGAUCUCUGGAGAACUACAAGUACGUGGUGCAGUAUUGUGAGGCCCAUCCUGAGGCAGCAGGUGCUGCAGAGACGGAGCUGGAGCUGAGUAAGGAGAUGGUCGGCCUCCUUCCUCUCAAAAUCAACCGCCUCAAAGCGAGGAUGGCUGCCAACAACUGAAGGACACUGCUAUUGACCGACUGACUCACUGGUCUAAUGGACUAAUUGUGCUAGAUCAGGGGUUGGCAACCCGCGGCUCCGGAGCCGCAUGCGGCCCUUUCAUCCCUCUGCUGCGACUCCUUGUGGCUUUGGAAAAUAAAUGAGUAUUUAAUUUACAUUUAAGUUUUUCAGUUCAUCAGUUUUUAAAAUGCAAUUCUGAAUUUGAAGGAAAUACAACAUGUUUAAUUUCUUUUGUCGCUCAAAAUAUGUGUCACCAACCACUGAUGUGCGACACCCGCCGGCACGCACAGGCCUUUAUUAUAUCUAUGUUGCCAACUUGGUGACUUUCUCGCUAAAUCUGGCAACUUUCCAAAUCCUCUUGGUGACUUUUUUUUG
Molecule: messenger RNA, 2434 nt
Organism: Stegastes partitus (bicolor damselfish)
Lineage: Eukaryota; Metazoa; Chordata; Actinopteri; Pomacentridae
Gene: kifbp
Product: kinesin family binding protein
Exons: 13
Coding region: 146-2059 (637 amino acids)
Biological process (GO): microtubule cytoskeleton organization; central nervous system projection neuron axonogenesis; neuron projection maintenance
Molecular function (GO): protein binding
Source: RefSeq, a predicted model, not a curated record